Messenger RNA from Peromyscus maniculatus bairdii (prairie deer mouse), 1489 nucleotides. RefSeq names its product testis expressed 30 (gene Tex30). The record is from RefSeq and is a predicted model, not a curated record. Lineage: Eukaryota; Metazoa; Chordata; Mammalia; Rodentia; Cricetidae.
UAUGUUUAAGUACACAAUUUUGUGUUGGAUCACAUGCAUAGCUGUCUUGUGUGCAUGCGGCAGCGGAGUGGGCGCGCCUGAAAACCAAAAGGAUAAGGAAUCCAUGGCGGGUUGAGAGGAAGGCGCUAGUCAGAGUUGACUCCAUGUCUUCUGAAGGGACGAUCGGACCGGAAGAGGCCAAGGUGGUGACCGGAGCGGCUUUCCCGCGCUGCUCGGCUGCACCAGCGCACUGACUCCCGGUUUCAGGAUCACCGCCCUCGAGAGGCGGGGCCGAGCUCAGGCCAGCAGAAAACUCUCCUUCCCGGCGUGCCUAGCGGCGCGCCCCACGAGCCGGGGGGGGUGAGGGCGGAGCCCGUGCGCGUGCGCAGUAGCGCACCGCGCUGACGGGGUUGGCGAGGCGGUCCCUUCGAGCGUGUUAGUUCGCUCCCUGAAGAGAGUGAAGACGGUUGCGCUCCCGCGGUCUCGUGCGUUCGCUGGGAGAUGCCCUUUGCUUCUUGGAUGUAAUGCACUUUAUGUUUAUUAUUCAUCAGUGAAAAUGAGUCAUACAGAGGUUAAAUUAAAAAUACCUUUUGGAAAUAAAUUACUGGAUGCUGUUUGUUUGGUACCUAACAAGAACAUAGCAUAUGGAAUAAUUCUUACACAUGGAGCAUCAGGAGAUAUGAAUCUUCCUCAUUUGAUGUCACUGGCAUCCCAUCUUGCAUCUCAUGGGUUUUUCUGCCUAAGAUUUACUUGCAAAGGUCUUAAUAUUGUACACAGGAUUAAGGCAUAUAAAGCAGUUUUGAAUUACCUAAAGACCUCAGGAGAAUACAAACUUGCUGGUGUUUUUCUUGGAGGCCGUUCAAUGGGCUCGAGAGCAGCUGCUUCUGUAAUGUGUCACAAUGAGCCAGAUGACACUGAUGAUUUUGUUCGAGGUCUCAUUUGUAUUUCUUACCCACUGCACCAUCCAAAGCAGCAACAGAAACUCAGAGACGAAGAUCUCUUUCGUAUAAAGGAUCCUGUACUAUUUGUGUCCGGCUCAGCAGAUGAAAUGUGUGAAAAGAACUUGUUGGAGAAAGUGGCACAGAAAAUGCAAGCUCCCAGUAAAAUCCAUUGGAUUGAAAAGGCAAAUCAUUCUAUGGCAGUGAAAGGACGGUCAACAAAUGAUGUUUUCAAGGAAAUAAAUACACAGAUCUUGUUUUGGAUCCAAGAAAUCACUGAAAUGGACAAGAAAUAAUUGUCAUUAAAAGCCAUGUUAUUUUGAAUAAAAGUACGGUUAAUUUGAUAAAGAACAAUAUACCUCUCAGCAUUGUGAGAUGUAUUUCAGACUAAUGUUCUUUAAUGUUGCCCUAUUUUUGAAACAUGGUAUUGUGAAAAUAUCCUUUACAAGAUGUCUUUUGAAAGCACUGUUAUAGUUAUAUGAAGAUAAUGUACAAAUAUUGAAGUUGUCUAUAAUUUAUUUUCAUUAGUAUAGGUAAGUUUUGAAAAAUUAAACAUUUGCAUUUUGUUAUAA